GCAGACGAUAGACGGCCGCGGCUCAGCACUAUUAUGUCUGAGGACCGAUCGGCCGACGGGAAAGAUGGAGGGGAAGGGGCUGAGGUGAAGCUGCCACCCGGUGCGCUGGUUGAACUGACUGAAGAUGUUCUCGAUGAGUGUAUAGCCAGCAUAGUACACCACACUGUGUUGUCAUGUCAUCGCUCCGAGAAGCUGCUCCGCAUGCAGUCAGCGGCCACUCAGGCUGAGUCGCUGGCACUCGCCAACCUCGAACCGCAAUCGCAGAAGAACGCGAGUAACAGUCAACCAACCGUCCCCGCUGCCGAUACGCCUGCCGCCAAAUACGAGAACGGGCGUGUGAUCUUGAAGGGGAACCCGCUCAAGACGACACCCGAAAUCAUAUGUCCACACUGCAAGUUACCGCGAUUAAUGCAUCCCAUCAUGGGCAAGGGCAUGCAGAAUCCCGAUCUCACCAAGGAGUAUUGCAUGCUCUAUCCCUGGGUGCAGAGGCCCGGUCACGAUGUAUUCGGCAACCCGUUUCCAACUGACAUGGCUAAGAGCAAGAAGGAGCGCGAGCUGAUGAAGCAACAACAGAAAAAUCAAGAGAAGGAGAGCGUUGGCACACCAGGAUCUCAGGACACAGAUAUGGCCGGAGGAGAUGGAAGUAAAGAGAUCAAGCUCAACACAGGCGGAAAACCCGCGUCGUAUAUUCCUUGGCACACAUGCCCCAACUGCAAGCGCAGUUUACUCAUCACACGAUUCGCCCAACAUUUGGAGAAAUGCUUGGGUAUUAGCGGCCGUCAGAGUUCUCGAAACGCCAUGGCAAAGCUAUCGGGUCAGAAUGGUAAUGGCAGCGGUGUUGGCAAUACUCCGCUAGGAAGUCGAAUGGGCACGCCAGCGCCUGGCUCGCAGAAUGAUGCCGCAGUAGCCAAAACCAAAGGAAAAGGUAUUAGUCCGGUGAAAAAAUUGGGCGCCGGUGCCGACGACGACGACGAAGGCGAGAACGAUACUCCCGAUAAAAAGAAGAAGAAGAAGAGCACAUACGUCAAGAAGGCGGACCGGGAAAAAGGGGGCAAAGACAACAUCAAAGUGAAACUCAAGACUAACAAUACGGACCGUCGGCAGAGUGAAGGCACUGAAAAGUCGGACGGGAAGCGAGAGCGUGAAGGUGAUUCGAUCGAUUCGGAGAACGCGCCCAAGGCGAAAAAGAUCAAAUUAUCCCUGGGAAAAUCUGGGAGUCCACCGGCUGCUGCACCACCAAGUGCCGCAGUGCAAGAUUGA
Molecule: messenger RNA, 1260 nt
Organism: Periconia digitata
Lineage: Eukaryota; Fungi; Ascomycota; Dothideomycetes; Pleosporales; Periconiaceae
Source: the annotation of a GenBank genome assembly